Molecule: messenger RNA, 6845 nt
Organism: Echinops telfairi (small Madagascar hedgehog)
Lineage: Eukaryota; Metazoa; Chordata; Mammalia; Afrosoricida; Tenrecidae
Gene: GTF3C1
Product: general transcription factor IIIC subunit 1
Biological process (GO): transcription initiation at RNA polymerase III promoter; 5S class rRNA transcription by RNA polymerase III
Cellular component (GO): transcription factor TFIIIC complex
Molecular function (GO): DNA binding
Source: RefSeq, a predicted model, not a curated record
GCAAUGGACGCGCUGGAGUCGUUGUUGGACGAGGUGGCCUUGGAAGGGCUCGAUGGACUCAGUCUGCCCGCGCUCUGGAGCCGCCUGGAGACGCGAGCGCCGCCCUUCCCGCUGCCUUUGGAGCCCUACACGCAGGAGUUCCUGUGGCGGGCCCUUGCCACGCACCCGGGCAUCAGCUUUUAUGAGGAGCCACGGGAGCGACCCGACCUCCAGCUCCAGGACCGGUAUGAAGAAAUUGACUUAGAAACCGGAAUUCUGGAGUCCAAGAGGGACCCGGUCCCUUUAGAGGACGUCUACCCCAUUCAUAUGAUUUUAGAGGACAAGGAUGGCAUCCAGGGCUCCUGCCGAUACUUCAAGGAGAGGAAAAACAUUACCAAUGAAAUCCGGACCAAGUCGUUGCAGCCUCACUGUACGAUGGUGGAAGCCUUCGGCAGGUGGGGAAAGAAACUGAUCAGUCGCUUCCCAGGACAUGCGGUACCGGGCCCUGAUCGGCGCCGAGGGGGACCCUGACCUGAAGCUCCCUGACUUCUCCUAUUGCAUUUUGGAGCGGUUGGGCAGGUCCAGGUGGAAGGAGAGCUCCAGCGAGACCUUCACAGCACCGCGUUCAAGGUCGACGCUGGGAAGCUGCACUAUCACAGGAAAAUCCUGAACAAGAACGGGCUCAUUACGAUGCAGUCACACGUGAUCCGCUUGCCCACUGGGGCCCAGCAGCACUCGAUCCUCCUGCUCCUGAACCGCUUCCACGUGGACAGGAGGAGCAAAUACGACAUCCUCAUGGAGAAGCUCUCGGGCGUGCUGAGCACGCGGAAUAACCAGAUCGAGACCCUAGGAAAGCUGCGGGAAGAACUGGGUCUGUGUGAGAGGACGUUUAAGCGCCUGUACCAGUACAUGCUGAGUGCCGGGCUAGGGAAGGUGGUGUCUCGUCCCUUGCAAGAAAUCCACCCUGAGCGUGGACCCUGUAAGACCAAGAAAGGGACUGACGUUAUGGUGCGGUGCCUCAAGCUGCUGAAGGAGUUUAAACGGCGCUACGAAGACGACCAGGACGAGGAUGACGACGAGGAGGUCUUCUCCAAGGCGGUGCCUCCGGUGGACAUCGUGUUCGAGCGGGACAUGCUCACGCAGACCUACGAGCUGAUUGAGCGCAGAGGCACUAAAGGAAUUUCCCAAGCUGAAAUCCGAGUGGCCAUGAAUGUGGGGAAACUGGAAGCAAGAAUGCUGUGUCGUCUUCUUCAGAGAUUCAAGAUCGUUAAGGGGUUCAUGGAAGACGAAGGUCGCCAGCGGACCACCAAGUACAUCUCCUGUGUUUUCGCCGAAGAGAGCGAUCUCAGCCGGCAGUAUGAGCGGGAGAAAGCGCGGGGGGAGCUCCUGACCACCGUGAGCUUGGCCACUGUGCAAGAGGAGUCCCUUCCGCCCGAGGGAGAAGACACCUUCCUCUCGGAGUCGGACAGCGAGGAGGAGCGCACCCGGAGCAGCAGAAGGAAGAGGAAAGGCAAAGGGUCGUCCCCUCCCGAUGUGGCUGGAGUUCACACCUCCUCCCACCUCCAUACAGGUGGCUGGAAGGCCCCAAAUCUGAAGAAGCCGCCAUCUGGCUCCUCCGGAGCGGCUGAGGAGAAAGGCUGCUGGAGUUCAGGUGCCGGGGACAGUCUGCUGGACACCAGUGGCUUCUCGGACGGCAAUGUGCCCUAUGGCGCCCACCACUUGGAGGAGGACAGUGAGGAAGCUGUGAUUGAGGAAGUCAGGCUGGAAAACCCAAAGGAGAGCAGCAGUUCGCAGAAGUCCGGGAAGCAAAGCCAAGACAAGCCCCACGAAACCUACCGCCUGCUGAAGCGCAGGAAUCUGAUCAUAGAAGCUGUCACCAACCUCCGCUUAAUCGAGAGCUUGUUCACGAUUCAGAAAAUGAUCAUGGAUCAGGAGAAGCAAGAAGGAGUGUCCACUAAGUGUUGUAAGAAGUCUAUUGUCCGCUUGGUGCAGAACCUGUCCGAGGAAGGGCUCUUAAGGCUGUUCCGAACCACAGUCGUUCAGGACGGCAUCAAGAAGAAGGUGGAGCUGGUAGUGCACCCGUCCAUGGACCAGAAUGACCCGCUGGUGAAGAGCGCCAUCGAGCAGGUCCGUUUCCGGAUCUCCAACUCCAGCACAGCGACCAGGAUUAAAGUGGUCCCACCUACAGCGUCACAAGGGGAGGCCGACGACGAGAGUCAGGGGAAAGAAGGCCCCAGUGGGUCCGGAUACCCUCACUCGGGCGCAUCCUCUAAAGCUGACAAUGGGCGGAAUAAGAAACCCGAAGAGAAUAUGGGCAUGGGCACACUCAAAGAUUACCACCCUGUCGUAGUUCCUGGACUGGGACGUUCGUUGGGCUUCCUGCCCAAAAUGCCCCGCCUGCGGGUCGUGCAUAUGUUCCUGUGGUACCUGAUCUACGGGCACCCUCCCCCCAACAUGGAGAAGCCGGGCCUCCACGGGGAGAGGAGACCGGGGAAGCCGGAACCUGCAAAUGACUCAGAGGCCUCCUCCGAUGGCCCGUCCAGAGACAACGAGGACAGCUCCACCUUCGAGUCCGGAGGGGAGCUCACCCCAGAGGCAGUAUAUGUAGAAGAAUCCUCGUGGAUGCGCUUCGUGCCCCCCAUCCCAGUGCACAGAGACUUCGGCUUCGGCUGGGCCCUCGUCAGCGACAUUCUCCUCCGCCUGCCCCUCUCCAUCUUCGUGCAGAUCGUGCAGGUCUGCUACAAGGUGGAAGGCCUGGAGGACUUUCUGAACGACCCUCUGAAGAAGCACACGCUGAUCCGCUUUCUCCCCAGGUCCAUCCGGCAGCAGCUUCUGUACAAGAGGCGCUACGUCUUCUCGGUCAUAGAGAGCCUGCAGAGGCUGUGCUACAUGGGGCUGGUGCAGUUCGGUCCCACAGAGAAGUUUCAGGAUAAAGAUCAGGUCUUUAUCUACCUGAAGAAGAACGCCGUCAUUGUGGACACCACCAUCUGCGACCCGCAUUACAACCUGGCCCACAGCAGCCGGCCCUUCGAAAGGCGCCUCUACGUGCUGGACUCCAUGCAGGACGUGGAGAACUACUGGUUUGACAUGCAGUGCGUCUGCCUCAACACCCCGCUAGGGGUGGUGCGCAACCCACGCCCCAAGAAGACCAGCAACCAGGACGCGGGCAGCGACGAGGAGGGCAGCCUGCAGAAGGAGCAGGAGAACGCUAUUGACAAGCACAACCUGGAGCGCAAAUGCGCCAUGAUGGAGUACACCACGGGCAGCCGUGAGGUCGUGGACGAGGGCGUGAUCCCUGGAGAUGGGCUGGGAGCUGCCGGGCUGGAUUCCAGUUUCUACGGACACCUCAAGCGCAAUUGGAUCUGGACCAGCUACAUCAUCAAUAAAGCAAAAAAGGAGAACAUGGCCUCGGAAAAUGGGCUCACAGUGAGGCUCCAGACCUUUCUGACCAAGCACCCCAUGCCAUUCGGUGGUGGAGGCAAUAACAGACUGAGUCUUUGGGGAGACGCGCGAUCGGCCCCUGAGGUCUCGGCCGACCAGGAGGAGCAGGUUGAGGUGGACAAGGAGCCCACGCAGGACAGAAACAAGAGAGUGAGGGGCGGGAAGAGCCAGAAGCGGAAGCGGCUGAAGAAGGACCCGGGAAAGAAGGUCAAGAGGAAGAAGAAAGAAGAGCCCCCAGAGGACAAAAGCAGGAAGACGCGCUACCACGACGAGGCGGACCAGAGCGCCCUGCAGAGGAUGACCCGGCUGCGUGUGGCCUGGUCCAUGCAGGAGGACAGGCUGCUCAUUUUCUGCCGCAUCGCCAGCAACGUCCUCAACACCAAGGUGAAGGGCCCGUUUGUCCCCUGGCAGGUCGUGCGGGACAUUCUCCAUGCCUCCCUGGAAGAGUCUUUGGACAAGACAUCUCACUCGGUUGGACGAAGAGCUCGUUACUUAGUGAAAAAUCCACAAGCCUAUCUGAACUACAAGGUUUGCCUCGCCGAGGUGUACCAGGAUAAGGCACUUGUUGGGGAGUUUAUGAGCCGAAAAUGUAACUAUGAUGACCCGCAGGUUUGUGCCAGUGAGUUUAAAGAAUUUGUGGAGAAGCUUAAAGAGAAGUUCAGUUCAUCCCUAAAGAAUCCGAACCUUGAGAUCCCUGACAGCCUACAGGAGCUGUUUGCCAGGUACCGAGUUUUGGCCAUUGGAGAUGAAAAAGAUCAAGCCAAUAAAGAGGAUGAACUGAACAGUGUGGACGAUAUCCACGUGCUGGUGCUCCAGAACCUCAUCCAGAGCACGCUGGCCCUUUCCGACAGUCAGAUGAAGUCCUGCCAGUCGUUCCAGACUUUCCGCAUAUACCGCGAGUAUAAGGACCAGAUCCUCGUCAAGGCCUUCAUGGAGUGCCAGAAAAGGAGCCUGGUCAACCGACGCCGCGUCAACCACACCCUGGGCCCAAAGAAGAACCGGGCGCUGCCCUUCGUGCCCAUGUCCUACCAGCUGUCGCAGACCUACUACAGGGUUUUCACCUGGCGCUUCCCGAGCACCGUGUGUACAGAAUCGUUCCAGUUCUUCAGCAGAAUCCUGGCUGCGGGCAAGUCGGACCAGCCCGAUCAUUUUACCUUCAAAGACCAGGACAGCGGCCCGGCCAGUGACAUGGUGGCGUUUUCUUUGGAUGGCCCCGGGGGCCACUGUGUGGCGGCCCUGACCCUCUUCUCCCUGGGCCUGGUGUCGGCGGACGUCAGGAUCCCAGAGCAGAUCGUGGUGGUGGACAGCUCCAUGGUGGAAAAUGACGUCAUUAAGAGCAUGGGGAAGGACGGCACCUUGGAGGACGACGAGGACGAAGAGGAAGACCUGGAUGAAGGCUCGGGGGGCAAGCGCCGGAGCAUCGAGGUGAAAGCCCCCCAGGCCUCGCACACCAACUACCUGCUGAUGAGGGGCUACUACGCCCCCGGCAUCGUCAGCAGCCGCAACCUCAACCCCAACGACAACAUCGUCGUGAACUCCUGCCAGGUGAAGUUCCAGCUCCGCUGCACCCCUGCGCCCACCUCCCUCGAGCCCGCUGCCACUGCUCUGGAGGAGCUGACCGUGGGAACGUCCUGCCUCCCUGACACUCUAACCAGGGUGAUCAACACCCAGGAGAACAGCCUGGAAGAGUUUGUCCACCUGGUGGCGCUGUCGGGGUACAAGCCAGAAGACGUGGUGGCCGCCCUGGAGAUCCAGAGGGCCGUUGCAGCAGCGGGUUAUUUUGGGGUUGACAGGAUGGCGCUGAGCAGACAGUUCUCUGCCUUUGAGGAGACAGACGGCGAGCGCACCAGGACGUUCUCCGACUACGUCCAGGACCUCCUGGAGCAGCACCAGGUCCUGGAAGUCGGCGGCAACACCGUUCGCCUGGUGGCCAUGGCUUCUGCCGAGCCCUGGCUCCUGCACUCGGUGCGUCUGAAAGGCCGAGAGGAGGACGCCGAGGCUCCAAGAGAGGACUCCCAGGCCAGAACGCUGGAAGGGGCUUCUAGCGAGGGCAGCCCCUUGGAGAGGCAGGCCCCAACUCCCCAGGGCCCUCGGGGCACCAAGAGGGGUAGCGGCUGGACCAGUCCGAGCAGCUCCGAGAGCCCCCAGCCGCCCCCCGCCAAGAGGCCUGCGCUCCAGGCCGGGUGCUUCCCCUCCAGCCUUGGGCGGAGAACAGAAGCAGGGCCCGAACCCGGGGCCCCUGCUCUGCUUGUAACUCCCGAAGACACAGGCCCCGGGGAGCCUCCCCUGGGAGCACUGCAGGCCCAGCACCAAGACGACGACGACCCAGAGCCCAGCUCACCUGGUCAAGAACAGCUGAGCUACCAGGCCCAGCUUCCAGAAAGCUGUGAGGACCCCCGAGGAGUGGCUGAGAGCUCUGCGGCCAGCAGCCUGUCGCAAAUGGCACAAGAACGGGACGGCGAGAGCAUCUGCUUCAUCGGCCGCCCGUGGCGCAUCGUGGACAGCCACCUGAACACGCCGGUGGCCAAGGGCAUGAUGGAGGCCCUGCUCUACCACAUCAUGAGCAAGCCCGGGAUCCCCGAGAGCCACCUGCUGCAGCACUACCAGGGCGUCCUGCAGCCAGUGGCCGUGCUGGAGCUGCUCCAGAGCCUGGUGUCCCUCGGCUGCGUCCGGAAGCGUGCCCUGAAGAAGCCCCCCGCCGUCUCGCUCUUCUCAAAGCCCGUGAUUGAAGAGGCCGAGGUGCCUGCCAGGCCCUGCGGGAGCCCCACAGCCUUCUACGAGCCCACGCUGGACUGCACCCUCCGCCUGGGCAGGGUCUUCCCCCAUGAGGUCAACUGGAACAAGUGGGUCCAUUUCUGAAGUAGGGCCACCCCCCCACCCCUCCCUGAGCUCCGGAGAGUGCCCCCCUGACCCCCACCCGGCUGCUCCCUGCAACUCUCCUGGGCCACCCUGGGCACUGGUGUCACUCCCCAGGACGUGGGGCUUCUUGUCCCAGCCAGGGUCGGGGUGGCGGGCAGCAACUGGCCACUGUGAUGCCCUUCCCGUGCUCUGGAGGGCACAUCCUCACACAGGGCCCUGAGGGCGGCUGCGUCUGCACAGGGCAUGCCUCGCUGGGCACCCACCCUGGAGCACCCAUGUGCCCCAAGGAUGGGUUCUGAUGGAGACUGGGCACCUGCUGCCCAGCUGAGACUUAGCACCACAGCAGAGACUGACCCUCGCCUCCUCGCCGCCUGAGCUCGGAGCAAGGCCCCCGAGGGGCAGGGAUGUGUGGCGACAACCCCACCCCCACCCCACCUCCUCACUACCAGUAGAGCCCCUAGUCUAACCACUUAGGUUUUCUUCUGAUCUUUCAAUCCUCUUUCUGAUUAAAAAAGAAAUUCCUGGCAUGUAUUUAUUUUUUUUUUAUUAAAGUGAAGCAAAAAGCA